AUCGUCCCCCCAAAAAGCCUCAGGACAACCUCUCUGGGCCUUUAAAAAGCACCGAAAGCGAAGACGAGACACAUUCCAAGGUGAAACAUUCAAGUGCAACGAUUGAUGAGACACUUGGUGCAGCUGGCUGGAUCGCUGCCUCUGGGCGGACCGGGCACCUUCUGAGUGGGCAGAUAAGCAUCAUCGCCAGCACCUCAUUAAUAUUAUCAGAAAAAACAAGACACACGAGUUUGUCACAUCGAGCCGCCAACAUGAAGGGGAUGUUGCAGCUUGUCGUGAUCUGUUGCACUUUGUUGGCUGUGACGUGUUCAGGCCAGGCAAGCUUUCCUGAGCAAGAAAAGGAUCCCAAUUUCUGGAGAUCCUGGGCCCAGCGGACAUUGACCGACGCGCUGAUGCUGCAGCAACUCAACCAGAACAGAGCCAAGAAUCUCAUCAUGUUCCUUGGAGACGGGAUGGGCGUUCCCACGGUAACGGCUGCUCGGAUAUUGAAGGGUCAAUUGAGCGGACACCCUGGAGAGGAGACCGUGCUGGAGAUGGACAAGUUCCCCUUUGUGGCUUUGUCCAAGACAUACAACACGGACGCGCAGGUGGCUGACAGUGCCGGCACAGCCACGGCCUUUCUGUGUGGCGUCAAGGCCAACUGGGGUACGGUGGGCGUGAGCGCAAAUGCUGUCCGCUCCCAAUGCAACACCACGCAGGGUAACGAGGUCACCUCCAUCCUCAAGUGGGCCAAGGACGCAGGCAAGUCGGUGGGCAUUGUGACGACAACUCGUAUCAACCAUGCGACACCCAGCGCCGCCUACGCGCACAGCGUCGAUCGAGAAUGGUACUCGGACAACGAGAUGCCAGCAGAGGCGCUGCAGGCUGGCUGCAAAGACAUCGCCAGGCAACUGUUUGAAAAUAUCCCCAACAUUGAUGUUAUGAUGGGUGGAGGAAGGAAAUACAUGUUCCCCAAAAACACGCCGGAUGUGGAGUACCCUACUGUCGAGAAGCACAAUGGCACGCGCAACGAUGGGCGGAACCUGGUGCAGGAGUGGAUCGACAAAACCAAGAACAAUAAAGGCUAUUACGUGUGGAGCAAGACUCAGCUUUUAUCUCUCAACCCUGCCAAUGUUGAUCACUUACUGGGUCUCUUUGAACCGGCCGAUCUGAUGUACGAGUUGGAGAGGAACGCCGAAAGCGAUCCGUCACUCACAGAGAUGGUGGAUGUGGCCAUCAAGAUCUUGAGGAAGAACCCUAAUGGAUUCUUCCUGCUUGUAGAAGGCGGACGUAUCGACCACGGUCACCACGGGGGCUUAGCCCAGCUGGCUCUGCACGACGCCGUGGAAAUGGACCGGGCCAUCGGCCGAGCAGGCCUGAUGACCAGCAUCUUCGACACCAUGACCGUUGUGACUGCUGACCAUUCGCACGUUUUUAGCUUUGGAGGUUACACGUUCAGAGGAAACAGUAUUUUCGGCUUGGCCCCUGAGGUUAGCGAUGUUGACAAGAAGCCCUUCACCGCCAUUGCAUACGGCAAUGGCCCGGGUUAUAAGAUGGUCGACGGUGAAAGGGAGAACAUCUCCAAUGUUAACUUUGGGGACAUCUACUACCAGGCUCAGUCUGCCGUUCCGCUCAGCUCAGAGACCCACGGCGGAGAAGACGUGCCUGUGUUCGCCAAGGGCCCGCUGGCCCACCUGCUGCACGGCGUGCAUGAGCAGAACUACAUUCCGCACGUCAUGGCGUACGCGGCUUGCAUCGGGAGCAACAAGGCACACUGCGCCCAAAGCGGCUCCAUCUUUGAUGACGCCACACGCCCCGUCUUCUCCAGCGUCGUCGCCACGCUGGCAGUCGUGCCGAUUUCUGUGCUGACAGCAAUGCGCCAUUUGUGAUUUUACCGCUGUUGCUCUUGUGCUAUACAGCUCUUGAUUUUAUCCUUACGAUAACACGAAGAAUUUUCGGCCACACAUGUCAAAUAUAGCAUCAUAGCGCCACACGUCAUGAAGGUUGCCACAUAAUCUAAUUCUCCCGUCACCCUUUUCCAAUGGAAUAGUUGUGGCAUACGCGAUAGUAAUGUUUUCUGACCUUUACUUAGCCAAGGCGCAUAUUACAUUACAAAAUCCUUACACUACAGAAAAAAGUCUCAC
Molecule: messenger RNA, 2123 nt
Organism: Hippocampus comes (tiger tail seahorse)
Lineage: Eukaryota; Metazoa; Chordata; Actinopteri; Syngnathiformes; Syngnathidae
Gene: alpl
Product: alkaline phosphatase, biomineralization associated
Exons: 13
Coding region: 252-1868 (538 amino acids)
Biological process (GO): dephosphorylation
Cellular component (GO): plasma membrane
Molecular function (GO): alkaline phosphatase activity
Source: RefSeq, a predicted model, not a curated record